Molecule: messenger RNA, 3592 nt
Organism: Eucalyptus grandis
Lineage: Eukaryota; Viridiplantae; Streptophyta; Magnoliopsida; Myrtales; Myrtaceae
Product: peptidyl-prolyl cis-trans isomerase CYP95
Exons: 13
Coding region: 932-3337 (801 amino acids)
Biological process (GO): protein peptidyl-prolyl isomerization
Molecular function (GO): peptidyl-prolyl cis-trans isomerase activity
Source: RefSeq, a predicted model, not a curated record
CCUGCCGUUUCCAGCCUUUCGGAUUCUGUCUCGAUCGCUGAAUUCCCUUCGCCCGCUCCGCUUCGAUCCCCAAAACCCUCGUUUCUCGCCGAACGUUUUCCGGUUUUUAUUUUUUGGCGUCCCGCGGUUCGGCUUCGUUGGCGUUUGGGUAGGAUUUGAGGUCCGAUGUCUGUUGUGCGGUGAUUCUUGAUUGAUUGAUUGUUCGAUUCGGUCGGAGCUCAUUUCGAGCGACGCGUCGUGUGGCUUUCUGGGAUUACCGUCUGGUGCUGCGGUGGACACGUUGAGGCUUUGCCGGUCUUUGGACGUGCGGCUUUUGCAUUUGGUGUGCGGAGCUGAUGGUUUGCUGAGGGCACGGUGUGAUUGACUGAUAGGCGGAGAUUGCCGUUGCCUGAUGGGGUUUGGCAUUCGUUGGUUUAUGCAGUUUUGCUUUGUUGGUGUUUGGCUAGGGUUUGAGGUCCGAUCUCUGUGCGAUGGUACUUGAUUAUUCGAUUUGGGGUUUCUUUUCGGUUGAGCUUGUUCUGAGUGGGUACGUCGCGCGGCUUUCUCGGAUUGCUGUCUGGUGCUGUGGUGGAAAUGUUGAGGCUUGCCAAUCUCGGCGUAUACUUGACUGUGCGGUCUUGCAUUUGAUGUGUGGGGCUGGGGGGUUUGCUAAGGGCAUGAAUUGAUGGGCUGAUAGGUGAAGAUUGCCGUUGCUUGACGGGGGUUGACAUUUGUUGAUUUGCUUUAGUGAUUAGUGAAUGGCAUGGGGGAUUGAUUUAUAUCGCCUUCUUUUCAGAUUAGGUUGUGAGGGGUAACUGCUCCCAAGUCUUUGUCUCGAUAUGCUUGUAAUGAGAAGCUAAUUUGGAUGGUUUAACCUGGAGAUUAUGCUGCAUGGGCACUUGAGUUGGGUUCUUCAGGUCCUUGAUUGUGAGCUGUUUUAGAGUCGGAGUAGAUGAUGAAGAAGAAGGAUCUUUUGGUUUUUAUGGAUGUCUCCAUUGAUGGGGACCCUGCUGAAAGAAUGCUUUUUGAGCUUUUUCCUGAAGUUGCUCCAAAGACGGCAGAAAAUUUCCGAGCACUCUGUACUGGAGAGAAGGGAAUUGGCCAGAAGACAGGGAGGCCACUGCACUUUAAGGGGUCAUUUUUCCAUCGGAUCAUAAGAGGCUCUAUGGCUCAGGGUGGUGAUUUUCACAAAAGAGAUGGAACCAGUGGAGAAAGCAUUUAUGGGGAGAAGUUUCCAGAUGAGUCCCCUCGGUUGAAGCAUGAUGGACCUGGUCUUCUUUCUAUGUUAGUUGCUGAUCGUGAUGCUUUAGGUUCUCAUUUCCUUAUUACCUUCAAGGCUGAUCAUCAUCUUGACAGGAAGUCUGUGGUCUUUGGGAAGCUUGUGCAAGGGCUUGAAGUAUUGAAAAGAAUUGAAAAUGCAGGCGAUGACGAAGGCAGGCCCACUGUUACUGUGAAAAUAAUUAAUUGUGGCGAAUUUUCGGAAGAUAAAAAGAGAGCGAAUAAGUUGAAAAUGGGCAAGGACACAGCUUCUGAGGCUAACAGUCAUGAACCGCGGAGAAAGAGUAAACGCAAGAAAUCUUCCAGAGAUAGAAGGAAGAAAAGAAGAAGAUAUUCAUCUUCAUCGGAGAGUUCAACAGAUAUUGAUUCUGAGUCAUCUGAAACUGAGAGCGAGUCUGACUCAUAUGAUUCUUCAUCAUCUUAUGUUAGUUCCUCAAGUGAUGACAGGCGUAAAAGGAGAAAGAGAUCUUCCAAAAGGGACAAGUCUAAGCGUGGUAAAAGAAGGGAUAAACGGCGUGAUAGAAAACGGAAGAGACGGGAUAAGAGAUCCAAGCGUAGAUCCAGAAGGGUUUUGAAUGGUUCUUCAGACACUGGAAGUGAGACUGAGAGUGGAAGUAACUCUGAAGAUGACAGUCUGGAUGCUUUCGGAAAAGAUCGGAAAAAGAAAGAUCCUUCUCAAAAUUCUGAUUAUCCAGGUCCUGGUCUGUCUACUGAGUCCAUCCAGAGAGAAGGUUCUGAUCAUCACAAAAAGAGGGAAAGUGCAAAAUCGCAUGGAAAUGAAGCAGAUGCAUCCCUAAAGGUGAAUGGAGAUCGGCGAAGUAAUGGUAUUGAAGAUGAUGCUCACUCCAACGGGAGUCCAGAUAGACGACCUGAUGUAGUUGAUGAUCAUCCAGGAAAAUCCAGGAGCAGGAGCAGGAGCAGGAGCAGGAGCAUGAGUCCUAGUAGUAUCAGUCCCCACAGGAAUAUGAGCAAGAGCCCUGAUGCAAGUCUAAAGAGGGCUAUUAGCAGGAGUCCAAGUGUACCUAGUAGGAGCCCUAGUCCUCGUGGUGGGUCAGGCAGAAGCAGGAGUAUAAGUAGAAGCCCUGUUAGAAGUGGUAGCAGCAGGAGCCCAGCUAGGAGUAGUAGCCUGAGCCCAGCUAGAAGUGUCAGCCGGAGCCCAGCGAAAAGUGUCAGCCGGAGCCCAGUCAGGGGCAGAAAUGUUAGAAGUGUCAGCAGAAGCCCCGUGAGAGCUCGUUCUCAUAGAACCAUCAGCAGGAGUCCUGUAAGGUCCAUUUCUCGUAGGAGUCCAAGCCAGAGUCCUCCAAGAACAUCAAGAAGAGAGAGGGAUAGUAGCCCUGUCAGAGCUUCAAGGAGCGCAAGCCGAAGUCCUGUUAAGUCCUCCCGAAGAAGCAUGAGCAGAAGCUCAGGGAGGGUCCCUUCAAGAAGAAAUGGUGGCAGGAGCCCUGUCAGAGCACCAAGUAGGAGUGACCGUCGUAGCUAUUCUCGUAGUCGUAGCCCUCCUUUGCGUCGUGCGGCUAGAUCCCCACCAUCUGUUCGUAGAAGGAGUUAUUCUCGAAGUGCUUCUCCAGGUGAUUCUCCCAAGCGCAUUAAAAGGGGGCGAGGUUUCAGUGAGCGGUACUCUUAUGCUCGUCGAUACAGGACUCCAUCUCCUGAUCGUUCUCCAGUGAGGUCCUACCGUUACGGUAGCAGAGCUGACCGUGAUAGGUAUCCAAGCUACCGGAGGUACUCCCCAAGGCGUUACCGAAGUCCUCCUAGAGGAAGAACUCCUCCAAGAUACAGAGGCAGACGGAGUCCUUCUGUUUCACGUAGCCCUCGUUAUCGAAACCGUCGACAUAGUCCAAGUCGUAGCCCCAUUCGCAAUCGUUCCCCAGUUGAGGUGUCUAAAUCUCGUUCUUCCCCUCGCGAUGAAAGGCAGAAAUCAUCUUCUAGGAGUCCAAGCCGUUCAGCAUCAAGGUCUUCAAGGGAUUCACCACCUCCUAAGCGUGCAAGCAAAGACAGAUCCCGGUCAUCAUCCAGGAGCCCAGAUGGAGGGGGUCUGGUAAAUUAUGAAGAUGGUUCUCCAGAUUCUAGUCGAAGAUGAACCUGUAAUAUGGGUGGUUGUGUCAUGGAGCUCGAGCUGUCAUCUUAUAUCCGCGUGUGAGGUCUUUACUCGUGUAGUUCAUACCCUAUUGAAUUUAGGCAAGUGCCUUGUUGGAAUCAGUAUUUGCAGACUGAAGUUUUGAACUAUAGUUCUCAGUAAUGUUUUUGUGAAUUUGAAUGUUUGGUAUGGCAAUUAUUGCAAGGAUAGAACGAAGGAUCUUGUCGGCUAAAUUAAUUUGUCGGUUGGGGUUGGGAA